GUGUCUCCGGAUGUUGUCAGCUUUUCAGCCGCGAUCAGUGCCUGUGAGAAGGGCUUGCAGUGGCAGCAAGCUUUGCACUUUCUGCAGGUACAAGAAGAGGCGGGCGGAAUGGACCUGGUGAGCUGCAAUGCGGCGAUCAGCGCCUGCCGCAAGGUUUGGCAGCAGGCGCUGAAUCUGCUGGCGGAGAUGCCAUUGAAGAAGCUCCAGGCGGACGUGGUCAGCUUUAGCGCGGCGAUUUCGAGCUGCCGCUGGGAACUUGCGCUACAUCUUCUUCUGGGAAUGCCUGAAGCGCAGGUCCAGCCCAACGUGGUCAGCUUCAACGCUGCCCUGGCCAACACGCCGGGCCAACAUACCGCAGAGCUCCUCGCGCUCAUGGCCCGACGGCAGGUGCGUCCCAGCGGCCUGAGCUUCGGUGCCGCCAUGGGCGCCUGCGAGCGGUCCAGCCACUGGCGCCACGCCCUGGACCUGCUGAGCACGGCGAAGACAUUUUCCCUUCUGGAAACGUCGCUGGUGAAGGCCGUGGUGAGGUUGGGCUCCAAGCAACGUGUGGUUGGGCCGUUGGGGUUCCUCCAGGCUUUGGAUGACGAUCUCUGCACCUUCGAGGUGCGAGGACAGAGAGGCGGGCAGACGGCCCCAGAUUUCAGGUGCUGCUGUGGCCCCUUUUGCUACAUUGCCACUGUCUUCCUAUGGGCAGGCAUGACCUUCAACAAGGCAUCGAAGUCUGCUGCCGGCAUACGGCUGCCCCGGGAGGAGCGUCAGAAGCAAGUGGACUCAGUGCGGGAGCUCUUCAAUUGGAACCCCGAUCGCAUCGCCGCGGCGAAGUAUCACAGCCCGGCUAUGGCUCAGGAUGGCUGGGACCUGGAAAUGCAGCGCUUGGUGGAGAUGCAGGAGCUUCUGAGGACGCAGCUGUCCCCUCGAAGUCUCAAAGGACGCGGAGCUUCGCCCGGCCCGCGCUCUUCGACCCCGGGGCGUGCUGGAGUUGGCGGUUCCCGGCGGCCUCGGCCCUCCAGCGUGCCGUAUGGAGGUCGCAGAGUCCAUGAGGAGCGGCGAGACGCUCGGGCCUCGCGUCGUUGCGGCUGUGGGACUUCGAUGAGCCGGCCCCUCCACUGUCCCUGCAGAGAUUGGCGCCUUGGCCGCGCUCAACAUCAGCAGCUGGUGGAAGAGUUCCGCGAUGUUCGGGAGAUGUACCACUUUCUGCGAGGUUAA
Effrenium voratum is the source of this 1206-nucleotide messenger RNA. The record is from the annotation of a GenBank genome assembly. NCBI's taxonomy places the organism in Eukaryota, Dinophyceae, Suessiales, Symbiodiniaceae.